AUGAGUAAUAAAUAUUAUUCUCCAAUUUCCACUCUAAUACAAUCCAAGUCCGCAAGAUUUAAAAAUUCUUCGAUUCACAGUUAUUAUAGAAAAUUCUCUACAAGUUCAAGAACACUAUCCCCAUUACUCGAGAAAUAUAAUUUUGUUGAAUUUUACAAUAGUAAGAAUGUUUAUUCUUCUAUUACCUACAGAUAUUUUCACCGUGAUCCCAUUACUAAUAACAACAACAACAACCCUGGUAUGCUGUUAACUAACAAAAGUAAGAAAGCAAUACUUAAGUGGAUAAUCAUUAUAGUGCUUUCCUUAUUUGUGGCCUCUAUUAUAUUACCGGAAAACAAUAAAGAUAUUGAUGAGGAUGAUCUUCAUGAUGGUGAUAAAAAAUUACAAUACCGUCAUAGAAUUAGAAUCGUUGCCAAUGAUUGGAUGUUUUUCCUAUAUUCCACUUUACCAUUAAAUGCUGCUUCAAGAUUAUGGGGUCAGGUUAAUUCUUUGACUUUGCCCGAGUGGUUUAGACCAAUAGGUUUCAAACUUUAUUCCUAUGUCUUUGGCGCUAAUUUAAAUGAAAUGCAAGAUCCUGAUUUAACACAUUACACCAACCUGAGUGAGUUUUUCUAUAGAAAUAUUAAGCCAGAAACUAGGCCCAUUGCUGUAGAAAGUACUAUUGUGUGUCCCAGUGAUGGAAAAAUCUUGCAGCUAGGUGAAAUCGACCCGGUCAAUGGAGAAAUUGAACAAGUGAAAGGCUUAAAUUAUUCUUUACAAGAAUUUUUGGGCACGCAUUCACACCCAUUCAUGAACAAAUUGGUUGUGGAGUACGAUUCACAUGACAAAGAUGAUGAGAAAAUAUUUAGUUUUAAAUUUGAAGAAGAGGGCGAUAAAUCUAUAUCAAGUUCAAAAGACAACAACUUAAGCAAGCCUUCAAGCCCUGCUAAAAACUUAAAAGUGUUGAAAGAAUUAAUUUCUAACGACGUUUUUCCCGGUUCCCCUCAGUUUACAGAAGAUAUAAGCAAUAAGCAGCAGAAUAAAUUAAUGUUUGCUGUUAUAUAUCUAGCUCCAGGCGACUACCAUCACUACCAUUCCCCUGUUGAUUGGGUUAUUAAAUUACGUAGGCAUUUCCCAGGUGAAUUAUUCUCAGUGGCUCCCUAUUUCCAACACAAUUUCCCCAACUUAUUUGUUUUAAAUGAGAGGGUGGCUUUAUUAGGACAAUGGAAAUAUGGGUUUUUCAGCAUGACUCCAGUCGGUGCCACUAAUGUUGGUUCUAUUAAAUUGAAUUUUGAUAGGGAUUUGGUGACAAAUGAUAAGCAGCAUAUACACAAUCAAUUAAACACCUGUUACGAAGCCAACUACAAAAGUAGUUCUAAAUUAUUAAAUGGUGUUCCAAUGUUAAAGGGUGAAGAAAUGGGUGGUUUUAUGUUGGGUAGUACUGUUGUUCUAUGUUUUGAAGUUCCAAACUCUUUUAAAUACAAUGUCAAAGUGGGGGAUAUAGUGAAAGUGGGCCAAUCUUUAGGAGAUAUUUAA
Messenger RNA from Saccharomycodes ludwigii, 1515 nucleotides. RefSeq names its product phosphatidylserine decarboxylase 1 (gene PSD1). The transcript has a single exon. Gene Ontology annotation, biological process: phosphatidylethanolamine biosynthetic process. Gene Ontology annotation, cellular component: mitochondrion. Gene Ontology annotation, molecular function: phosphatidylserine decarboxylase activity. Lineage: Eukaryota; Fungi; Ascomycota; Saccharomycetes; Saccharomycodales; Saccharomycodaceae. The record is from RefSeq and is a predicted model, not a curated record. Bases 1 to 1515 code for a protein of 504 amino acids.